AUGGAUACCACUAUGAGCUUUUCACAGAACAUGGACGAUGAAUAUGAGAAAUUCAUUAGAAGAAUGAACCCACCCAGAGUUGUAAUUGAUAACGAGUCCUGCAAAAAUGCUACUGUUAUACAGGUGGACAGUGCUAACAAAUAUGGAAUUCUUUUGGAAGUAGUGCAAGUCCUUACUGAUCUUAACCUUAUCGUUACUAAAGCUUACAUAUGCUCUGAUGGAGGAUGGUUCAUGGAUGUCUUCAAUGUUACUGAUCAAGAAGGGAGCAAAAUCAUAGAUGAUGGAAUUCUGGAGUUUAUUGAGAAGUCUCUCGGGCCAGAUUCGUGUUUUGCUUCCUCCAUGAGAAGAUCUGUUGGGGUUAAAUCGUCUGUGGACCACUCUUCAAUUGAGUUAAUAGGCAGUGACAGGCCGGGGCUACUCUCUGAGGUGAGUGCUGUCCUCACCCACCUCAAAUGUAAUGUGGUGAAUGCUGAGGUGUGGACCCACAACUCCCGUGCUGCAGCUGUGAUGCAAGUUACUGAUGAGGAAACCGGGGCUGCAAUCACUGACACAGAGAGGCUAUCUAUGAUCAAGAAACUAUUAUGCAAUGUACUUAAGGGAAGCAACAAAUCCAGAGAGGCUAAGACUGUGGUCUCUCAUGGGGUCACACACACAGAGCGAAGGCUUCAUCAGAUGAUGUUUGCUGAUCGAGACUAUGAACGGGGUAGUGAUGAAGGCUUGGAUGAAAGAGAAAGGCCAGAUGUGAAUGUAGUUAAUUGGCAUGACAAAGAUUACUCUGUAAUCACAAUCAGAUGCAAGGAUAGGCCUAAACUUCUCUUUGAUAUAAUAUGCACUUUGACAGACAUGCAGUAUGUGGUUUUCCAUGGCAGUGUCGAUGCUGAGGGGCCAGAAGCUCAUCAGGAAUACUGUAUCAGACAUGUAGAUGGAUCCCCUGUGAAAUCAGAUGCAGAGAGACAAAGAGUUGUCCAAUGUCUUCAAGCUGCAAUAGAAAGAAGAGUAUCUGAAGGAUUGAAGCUAGAACUAUGCACUACUGACAGAGUUGGGCUGCUAUCUGAUGUUACUCGAAUCUUCCGCGAGAAUAGCCUCACUGUCACCAGAGCAGAAGUGACAACUAGAACUGGUAAAGCUGUUAACACAUUCUAUGUUCGUGAUGCAUCAGGGUAUCCUGUUGAUGCCAAGAUUAUAGAUUCCAUUCGGCAAGCAAUUGGGCAAACCAUACUCCAAGUGAAAGGCACUCCUGAAGAGUUAAAUCAAGCUCCUCAAGAAUCUCCAACCAAGUUUCUCUUUGGUGGUCUCUUUAAGUCCAGAUCUUUCGUUAAUUUUGGCUUGGUUAGAUCCUAUUCUUGACUUAGUACCUUAGCUUCCUCCGCAUGUAUAUACAUUCCCCUCCACUUCAACCAUUACUACAGUACUGUUAUCAGCCUUAUUUGGUUGUAUGGCCCUUAAUUUAGUACCACACGCAGCCAUGUUUUGAGGUUAGGAAUUUGUAGAAAUGGCGCAGUGCCUGUAAAUAUGCCCCCAUUUGCUGUCGUACCCUUUAUUUGUUUGGACAGAUCCAACACCACGUUGGUUCCUCGAGAGCAAAGAUGGAAGAUCUUGAUCAUGCUGAAAAAAAUCGUGUCAAGAUCAGAUCAUUGUGCAGUUCAAUUUUCUACCUUCUAAUCUUGUGGCAUCAUUAGGAGUCAAAAUGUUUUUCAUUAUUUUGUUAUAUUAGUCAAGAGUGAGCUGUUGUAAUCUUUUGGUGUUCGUGGCCAGACAUUG
This is a messenger RNA of Ilex paraguariensis (yerba mate), 1761 nucleotides long. The record is from the annotation of a GenBank genome assembly. Lineage: Eukaryota; Viridiplantae; Streptophyta; Magnoliopsida; Aquifoliales; Aquifoliaceae.